Messenger RNA from Hipposideros armiger (great roundleaf bat), 2268 nucleotides. RefSeq names its product vacuolar protein sorting 4 homolog A (gene VPS4A). Bases 206 to 1516 code for a protein of 436 amino acids. Gene Ontology annotation, biological process: vacuole organization; endosomal transport. Lineage: Eukaryota; Metazoa; Chordata; Mammalia; Chiroptera; Hipposideridae. Gene Ontology annotation, molecular function: ATP hydrolysis activity; ATP binding. The record is from RefSeq and is a predicted model, not a curated record. The transcript has 11 exons.
CGGGGGGCAGCCGCGCUGCUCCGGUCCGACCGCUCUGGGCCGCUCUCCUCGCUCGUCCGCAGACUCGGCUCCCACUGCCAGCGCCCACCCUCCCCGCGUCCAGCGCGGACCCGCCGGGCUCCCUGUGCAGGACCCAGCACCUCGGCUUUCCCAGACCGAGGCCGCAAGCAGCGCCGCGGGGUGUGAGUCGGACCCAGGAGAUGAAAUGACAACGUCAACCCUCCAGAAAGCCAUUGACCUGGUGACAAAAGCCACAGAAGAGGAUAAGGCCAAGAAUUACGAGGAGGCACUCCGGCUCUACCAGCAUGCCGUGGAGUAUUUCCUACACGCAAUCAAAUAUGAGGCGCACAGCGAUAAGGCCAAGGAGAGCAUUCGAGCCAAGUGCAUGCAGUACCUAGACCGGGCAGAGAAGCUGAAGGAUUAUUUACGAAACAAAGAGAAGCACGGCAAGAAGCCAGUCAAAGAGAAUCAGAGUGAGAGCAAGGGUGAUAGUGACAGUGAAGGGGAUAAUCCAGAGAAAAAGAAAUUGCAAGAACAACUGAUGGGUGCUGUUGUGAUGGAGAAGCCCAACAUUCGGUGGAAUGAUGUGGCUGGGCUGGAGGGGGCCAAGGAGGCCCUCAAAGAAGCUGUCAUUUUGCCAAUUAAAUUCCCACACUUGUUCACAGGCAAGCGCACCCCUUGGCGAGGGAUACUGCUCUUUGGACCCCCAGGCACAGGGAAAUCCUACCUGGCCAAAGCGGUGGCCACAGAGGCCAACAACUCCACCUUCUUCUCUGUGUCCUCCUCAGACUUGAUGUCUAAGUGGCUGGGGGAGAGUGAGAAGCUGGUCAAGAACCUGUUUGAGCUGGCCAGGCAGCACAAGCCUUCCAUCAUCUUCAUCGAUGAGGUGGAUUCCCUCUGUGGAUCCCGCAACGAAAACGAGAGCGAGGCUGCCCGAAGGAUCAAAACGGAGUUCCUGGUGCAGAUGCAGGGGGUGGGGAAUAAUAACGAUGGGACUCUGGUUCUUGGUGCCACAAACAUCCCGUGGGUGUUGGAUUCAGCCAUUAGAAGGAGGUUUGAAAAGCGGAUUUACAUCCCGUUGCCAGAGGAGGCUGCCCGUGCCCAGAUGUUCCGGUUGCAUCUGGGUAGCACUCCCCACAACCUCACAGACGCCAAUAUCCACGAGCUGGCCCGGAAGACAGAAGGUUACUCAGGUGCAGACAUCAGCAUCAUUGUGCGGGACUCUCUCAUGCAGCCUGUUCGAAAAGUACAGUCAGCAACACACUUCAAAAAGGUCUGUGGCCCUUCCCGUACCAACCCUAGCAUUGUGAUCGAUGACCUCCUGACCCCAUGCUCACCAGGGGACCCAGGGGCCAUGGAGAUGACGUGGAUGGAUGUCCCUGGUGACAAGCUCCUAGAGCCUGUGGUUUGCAUGUCGGACAUGCUCCGGUCUUUGGCCACCACCCGGCCUACUGUGAAUGCAGAUGACCUCCUGAAAGUGAAGAAAUUCUCAGAGGACUUUGGACAAGAGAGUUAAAAGCUUCUUCACACGGGUGAUGGUGAAUGUGGGAGGUCGAUUGGGGUAAAUUCAUGCAAUUCCCCAUGUCGGUGGCCAGUCAGGGCUCCAGGGCUCAUCCUAAAGAUACUACAGUGUCCCCUCUGCUGUCUGGUCGCCAGCCGAGGAGCAGGAAGGGGCUCCCCGGCCAGAGAUGCAGAAGUACAUUCGGCACCCAGUGGAAUAUUGGCUCUUCCUACUUCCUCCUCUUCCUCUUCUGGAUGCUCACCAACUCCUGUCCCCUCCGUGGGUUUUUUUUUAAACCUUUUUUUUUUGUUCCCCUAAAUUAAUGCUGCUUGGAUUUUCGUCUUGUUUAUAAAUAAAGUUAAAAUCACCUGGAAGAUCAAGGAGUGGGAGCAGCGCGUGCUGUGGGGUUGGUGCAGCUGACCUGCAGAAGCCCCCGCGGCCUGUUCCUUCUAGACCCAAGUUUUGCUCCUGUGAACAGAAUGGCUGAUGAUGCCCUGGGUCCCCAGCCCAAGCUCUGCCUGUGAAGGCCAAGAGUAAGGCCAAGCCAUUCCCACCCUGCUAGGUCGGCCUCCUGGGCCCUGUGUCCUCCCUGCAGGAGGCGUGGGUGGUGUUUGUGAGCACAGAGCUGUGUGGAGCAGAACGAGUGAAGGCAGUCAGGCGGGUCUCACUACUGCCUUUUCUUCCCUCUGAAUGUGAGAACACUGAACCUAGCCACGGCCCUCGGGUCUGUCCUGGAAAUGGGCUAAUAAAUCUUUUUCCCUUCUUGA